Acanthoscelides obtectus is the source of this 610-nucleotide messenger RNA. NCBI's taxonomy places the organism in Eukaryota, Metazoa, Arthropoda, Insecta, Coleoptera, Chrysomelidae. The record is from the annotation of a GenBank genome assembly.
GGACAUUAUGAUACCUACAUACACUUAUUAUCUACCUUUUCCACAGUUCCAUCACCAUAUUGCCGAAACUACGAAUCAAAUAAUUUGUCGCUGCUCUUGAAUUUGUUCCUAGACUACAUUUGGAUAUCCACAAUUGGGGAUCAGACAAUUUUUAAGAGGUAAACCACUUUCGGCCGUUUGUAUUAAUAUACAACUUUGACACAAUUUUGACAAGCCACAUCAGUGAUACAAAAUUCUAAAUACUGAGUGUGCAAUGACUCGGAGAAAGAAAAAGGAUGAAGAUGAGACUGUAAACAUUAGCUGUGAUUCUAUUAUGUCAACGCAAGAAACAUGAGCAUUAUCCGUCGGCAUACAACAAACAGAGAUGAAAAUCAGCCACGAAGAUACAAUCCCUAGGCAAUUAACUUCUGCUUCUGAAACGAGUGCAGCAAAUGAUGAUGCUAUUAGCACAGUACAACAUGCACCUAAAAAAAGAAACACAAUAAAGUUAGUCCACUCGAAGAAUAUGAAACAAACGUUACCAAAAAACUCUCGAAUAACGAACUACAAAGACUAGUCUUGCUGAAACAACUGACAGUGUUAGAAAUGAAACAGGAAGAACUCAAGAGAC